UCCUAUGUGUUGGAUCUGUACACAACGGGUUAUGUUGGAUUACUAAAGCAAACCUUUUGUCAGUGAAAAUUCAUUUUUCAAUGAAGUUCGUAUUUAGUGUUUUCUGCCUGUACUGACUUCUUCCACAUCAUCACCACCACACAUAAGCAGACAGUUGUUCCUCCUCUCGCUAGAUGCUGCUGCAGGCUGCGGCCGCUCGUCGCUGAACCCCGGGCAGCUUCUUGCAGGAAAACGCAGAGAGCAUGAACAGCUACACCCCUCCGUUACAAUCUGCCUGUGCUUUUCUGUAAUAUACGAAUUGAACUGCGGUUACUAGACGAUCACUUUCAACACAUUGACAUUCUCUUUAGGACAGCAUGAGCACGAUGUCCCUGUGAUGUUUCGGUGACACUGUAAAUGUAGAUUGCACCAUGUUGGAUAAAGCCAGUGAUGAAGACCAGCAGACCGGGCUCUGCUCAGACUGUGGAUGCAGCCUGCCACAGCCCGACUCUGAUUCCACCGACGCUUCGGCAUCUCCUAAACAGCAGCGUGGGCAGAAAGCAGCCAGUCCUUCCAAAUGUCCCACCUGCCAGGCGGGCAGCAGCCUCCCUAAUGGGCGACGUCCACACCGCCGCCACCGCCUGGACCCUCACAGUUGCAGCCUGUGCUCCAAAACCUUCAUCUCGUCCGCCCACCUGACCCUUCACCUCACCUCUCACAACAAGGAAAGGAAGUUCAGAUGCAGCACCUGUGGCAAGUACUUCCAUCAGUCCUCCCACCUGAUGGCACACAAGAUAAUCCACAGCGGGGACAGGCCGUUUAAAUGCCCGGAGUGUGGUAAGACCUUCGGCCGCGCCUCACAUCUGAAGACCCACCAGCGUCUCCACACGGGUGAAAAGCCCUUCAAGUGCACCUAUUGUGACAAGUCAUUCACACAGAAGGCCGGGCUCCUGGCACAUGUUCGUCUACACACGGGGGAGCGGCCGUUCAAGUGUGAGCAGUGCGGUGAGGGUUUUCGCUCUUUGUCACUCCUGCUCUCACACAAGGCCGAGGAAUCCGCCGGGGAGGCCAAACCAGAGUCAGCGCCGGCACCGAACCAGCCCGAGAAGACACAGAGUAGCCACGAGGAUCUGAAUUGUGGCGUCUGCUGCCGCACCUUUGUGCGAUCGUCAUACAUCAGGCUGCACAUACGCCUCAACAAAGGACAGCGGCCUUAUCACUGCAAAGUGUGUAACAAGACCUUUGUGAAGCUGGAUACGUUUGUGAACCACUGUGAUAAACACUUGAGGCAGAAAAGGGAUAAAAGUGUGGUGAAGGAGGAUAAAGACAAAGUUGUGAAACCUCCCCUGUUUGUUCCUCUCUCAAGGCCUCCUCCUGCUGAACCCUCACCCGCUCAGCCUUUAACCUCGGAGGUCAACACGCGGUCCAGAGCAAAAGCGAAGAGUAAAACGGAGCCAUGACCAAGAGGAGUGCAUACACCGAGACAAAAAUGCUCUUUUACUAAGAAUAACUGUAGUGUCAUGUUGAUGUAAUUCAAAAAAUAAACCAGAAAACCAACAGAACUAAUAAAAAGUUAAAUGUUUACACAUGACUUAAGAAAGGGUCAAAGAGCAAAUUAGUAGUUGAAACACUCCCAAAAUACUUUAAUGUGAUUGAUAUCAACACAAGUUUACCAAUUGUCCAGAUAUUUCGUUUCAAAUUAUUAAUUUAUUGGGAUUGAUUAAUUAUCUUUGUAAGUACCACAAUGUUGUUUUUGGAUGCCCAUUUCAGCUCAUAAGGCUAAUUGUCAUUUGUGACAGUAGGAUUACAUUGGCGUACAUGGUUCACUCUAAUCUUGAAUAUAGAAAAAAAAGUAUCUCUGAACAUUAUAUUCAUGGUUAAUGUUUUCUUAAACCCAUACAAGCCUAAUAGCAUGUAUAGCACCCAAACUAAUUACUAUGUAAAUGAAAUGCCUAUUGUAAAACAAUCUGCACAUAGACUAAAAAUAAGCAUAAAAGCAUAGUGUGGAAGACUGAACCAUUUCUUUUGUUGCACCAUGUGUUCAAGACAAUUUUUUUUGUCAGUUCAUCGAUCAUAGUCUUCUAAAAAGCCUCUUUUUCCACCUAGCCAAUGAACAUUCAAGUCAAAGUUACAGAAACGCACCACAGUUCAUUCUUUUCAUGAAACUUAAUUGUUAAUCUGCUCUUAUAACAUGGUUCACAGUGUGCUGUAUGUAUCACCUGGGCCUGUAGUUAUUACGCUUAACACCACGGGGCUACAUGUGGGUUCAGAUGAGCGUCACUUCAUUCCAGGUCACCUCAUUGACCCUUAAACUCAACAGAAGAUGUAUUUGGACUGUAUCUGUGGAUCUCCACUGCUGACGGAGAAUCUGUCACCUCCACAUGGGGAAAGUCUUUGUCCCAACCUAUGGAGAGAGAGAGAGACA
Molecule: messenger RNA, 2404 nt
Organism: Anoplopoma fimbria (sablefish)
Lineage: Eukaryota; Metazoa; Chordata; Actinopteri; Perciformes; Anoplopomatidae
Product: zinc finger protein 708
Exons: 2
Coding region: 411-1439 (342 amino acids)
Source: RefSeq, a predicted model, not a curated record